CACGCACAACAUGUUCGGUCGGUACUCUAGUUCAAAACUGUUACUUCAUCGAGUAUAUUAAAUAUAAAAUAUUUUUACGUUAGGAAACGGAAACUAAGCUCUUUAUUAACGAUCCGCCAAGUUUGAUUUAAAAUUUACGCGCUAUGAUGAUGCUGCAGAAUCCUCUAUUUCAGGAGUACAACACAGCCUUAUCACAACUUCUUGAAUUGCAUCAACAGCAAAGGCAUUUAUAUCAGCAGCGACAGAACCAACAAAGGGGUGCUUUCCAAACGUAUGGGUGUGUGGACGGUAUUAGAAGUGCUAGCCGUGGCAGUACCGACUCUGAUGGUGGCUUAAGUUCUUCGUCUCCUCGACCUUCUAAACCCUUUACUAUCGAUGCUAUACUUGGGUUACACGGACCACCUGGUCAAAACUGUACACCUACCGCAGCUACUGCCUUGGAUUUUUCGACCAGUGGAUCAGCUACUGCUAUCGCUAUGCACUCCAAAAAAUCUAAAGAAGAUAAAAUUGAUGCAUCGCUGAAAAAACAUGGUUGUUCAGGAAAAUCAAAAAGAGUAAGAACAAUUUUCACUCCUGAACAGCUGGAAAGGCUUGAAAUGGAGUUUGAACGUCAACAAUAUAUGGUGGGUCCUGAAAGGUUGUAUUUGGCACAUACUUUACAGCUGACUGAAGCACAAGUUAAAGUUUGGUUCCAAAAUCGUCGCAUCAAGUGGAGAAAACAACAUUUAGAGAUACAACAACAAAGGUUAGCUAAUAUACAUCAGAGAAAUACACACGAAAUUGUACAGGAGUGCGAAGAUGAUGACGAUUCAGAAACAGAUACAAACAAUUGUUCGUUUUACUCUUAAUCGUUAGA
Messenger RNA from Daktulosphaira vitifoliae (grape phylloxera), 856 nucleotides. RefSeq names its product homeobox protein engrailed-like ceh-16. Bases 144 to 848 code for a protein of 234 amino acids. Gene Ontology annotation, molecular function: DNA-binding transcription factor activity, RNA polymerase II-specific; DNA binding. Lineage: Eukaryota; Metazoa; Arthropoda; Insecta; Hemiptera; Phylloxeridae. Gene Ontology annotation, biological process: central nervous system development; regulation of DNA-templated transcription; neuron differentiation. The record is from RefSeq and is a predicted model, not a curated record. The transcript has 3 exons.